Messenger RNA from Pseudopipra pipra, 1376 nucleotides. It is a transcript of the gene DNAAF4, whose product is annotated as dynein axonemal assembly factor 4. The transcript has 9 exons. The record is from RefSeq and is a predicted model, not a curated record. The coding region runs from base 45 to 1316 and encodes 423 amino acids. Gene Ontology annotation, molecular function: nuclear estrogen receptor binding. Lineage: Eukaryota; Metazoa; Chordata; Aves; Passeriformes; Pipridae. Gene Ontology annotation, biological process: determination of left/right symmetry; epithelial cilium movement involved in extracellular fluid movement; outer dynein arm assembly.
CUGAGGGCAGCGCUGCCGGGGCCGGGGCGGGGCCGCCAUCGGCGAUGCCGCUGUGGCUGCGGGAGCACCGCUGGCACCAGACCCCCACCGCCGUGUUCCUCUCGCUGCCCCUGCGCGGCGCCCGGGCCACCCCCGCCAACAUCUUCUGCUCCGAGCGGUACCUGAAGGUAAGCAUCCCUCCCUUUUUAUUUGAAGCCAUUUUGUAUGCUCCUAUUGAUGACACAAAUAGCACAGCAAAGAUCGGAAAUGGAAACAUUUUCUUCACUUUGUAUAAAAAAGAACUGGCCAUGUGGGAUUCCCUGACCCUAGAAAAUGCUGACAAGGAAAAACUGCAAUAUCUAAGAGAGAAUGCUGUUCUAAAAGCCCAACAAAAGGCAAAAGAGGAGACAGAAGCAAAAAAAGCUACAAAAGAGGAACACAAAAAAUAUGCUUUGGAGGCCACAAUGAAGCUAGAAGAAGCAGAAAGAAAAAGAAUUGAAGAUCUGAAAGAAAAGGAACGGCAGAAGGUCGCUGAAGAGUUGGAGUUAUGGAAAAAGCAGCAAAAAGAUGCUGAUAAAUACAAAAGCAUACAAAAAGAAGGGGAAUUACAUCAAGAAAUAGGGCAAUUAAAAGAGAGGAAAAAUGAAAAAAUGACCAAAACUAGAAUUCCUAAUGAAGGAACUUCUAAGAGCAGACCCAAACCCACAAAAGGUCAUGCUUCCUGUAGUAUAUUUUCACCAAAUGUAAAGGAAGAACAGUUACCAGCUCCUCGAUCUGCUGCUACAAUUAAAGUCAACUUUACCCCACGAGUUUUUCCUACAGCUCUGCGAGAAUCUCGCGUCGCAGAAGAGGAGGAGUGGCUACAUAAACAAGCAGAAGCUCGAAGAAUAAUAAGUGCUGAUUUGUCUGAGCUGGAAGAUUUAAAAGAAGAGGAGAAGAAUCCAGAUUGGUUAAAGGACAAAGGAAACAAAAUGUUUGCAAUGGGAAACUAUCUGGCAGCUGUAAAUGCCUAUAACCUCGCAGUGAGGCUGAACAACAAGCUUCCCCUGCUGUACCUGAAUCGUGCUGCCUGCCACCUUAAACUGAGGAAUUUACACAAAGCUAUUGAAGACUCCUCUAAGGCACUAGAACUGUUGACACCACCUGUUCCUGAUAACGAGGGUGCUCGAGUGAAAGCCUAUGUGAGACGUGGAACAGCCUUUUGUCAGCUGGAAUUAUAUACUGAAGGUCUCCAGGAUUAUGAAGCAGCUCUCAAGAUUGAUCCUAAAAAUAAAAAUAUAGAAAAAGAUGCUGAGAAGAUUCGACACCUAAUUCAAGGAACAAUGCAAGGUUCUUAAUUCAAAUAAACUUGAAAAAAAGAAACUCUUUGGCAGAGAUGCCUUUUGAGAACAUCAGAA